AUGGCCGAUAUCUCCAAGAUGACCAGCGAGCCUGUGGCCGCCGCCAGCAUGGCGUCGAACCAGGUCGACUACGCGGACGACUUCGACGAGGUGGAAGACCCGUCGCACCUGAUCGAGUGGUCGGACGGCGAGACCGGCGGGCCGGACGACGAAGACCACGGGGCCGAGGCCGGCGGCCCGGACGACAUGCACGCCGGGCUCACCAGCCCGGAGCGCACGCCGGAUCGCUACCUGCCGCUCUUCGCGGCCAAGUACUUCCCGGUGCCCUUCUGCCAGAUGGCCAGCUUCGCGGCGGCCGGCACGGCCGGCGUCACCUCCGAGGCGGACUUCAUGAAGUACCAGGCCUGGGCGCGGGAGUUCGCCACCGGCGGCCCGGCCGGCGACCAGGCCCCCGGCGCGGCCGGCCAGCUGGACGUGGUGGCCUUCAUCCAGCAGUAUGUGGCCGCCAGCCCGCGGGUCACCCUCUCGGUGGAGAUCCCCCUGCCGGCCGAGGGCGGCCCCAAGCCCGGGUGCCACUUCUGCCAUGGGUGCAUCCCGGCCGGCACGGACAUCAUGCAGGACAUUCGCCCCGGGCACACGCGCUUCCCCAUCACCGUCAUCAUUCCCCUGGAGCUGGAGCCGGCCUACCGGGCCGCCGAGGCCGAGGUGGCCGACAUGUUCGCCACCUUCAGCGCCCCCCGGCACCAGGUGGUCUCGGCCAGCGGCCGGACCCUCUUCGACAAGAUCGUCCUCCCGUGCUUCAAUGACAUGGCCGUCGGCCUGGUCCUCGAGCGGGCCCUGGCCAGCCCGGACCUGCGCCGCGAGUCGGCCGCCCGGAAGGCUGCCUUCUUCGAGGCCUUCUGCGCCGGGGCCCCGCCGGCCACCGGUGCCCCCAAGGCCGGCAGCCGGUAG
Molecule: messenger RNA, 891 nt
Organism: Fonticula alba
Lineage: Eukaryota; Rotosphaerida; Fonticulaceae
Exons: 1
Coding region: 1-891 (296 amino acids)
Source: RefSeq, a predicted model, not a curated record